CUUCCCCCACAACCCCUUCAAGAACGGACCCAAGAACCCACAGGAAUCUUCGCAGCUCUCGAGCGAGGACCAAGGGAGGAAGCGCAGAAGGAGAGAUCUCUCUCUCCCUUCCCACAUCUCGCUCUCUCGCCUCUUCUGGGUGGUGGGUCUUGUCGCUACCCGCGGUUUCUUUGAGGCGAGCGAGGUCGAUUCUUGAAGGAGGAAGGAGGAAGGAGGAAGGAGGAGGGGGUGGCCAUGGCCGAGAGAAUCACGGGGAAGGUCAAGUGGUUCAGCGACCAGAAGGGGUUCGGGUUCAUCACCCCGGACGACGGCUCCGAGGAUCUCUUCGUCCACCAGUCCUCCAUCCAGUCCGAGGGCUUCCGCAGCCUCGCCGAGGGCGAGACCGUCGAGUUCCAGAUCGAGUCCGACGGCAACCGCACCAAGGCCGUCGACAUGACCGGUCCCGGCGGCGCCGCCGUCCAGGGGAGCGGCCGCGGCGGCGGGGGCAGCAGGGGCGGCGGCGGCGGGGGCUACGGCGGCGGCGGCGGCGGCAGGGGCGGGGGCUACGGGAGCAGGGGCGGCGGGGGCUACGGCGGCCGGGGCGGCGGGGGUUACGGCGGGGGCGGCGGCUACGGCGGGGGCGGCUACGGCGGGGGCGGCUACGGCGGUGGCGGCUACGCCGGUGGUGGCUACGCCGGUGGCGGGGGAGGUAGGUACGGAGGCAGCGGCGGGGGAGGAAGGUACGGGGGAGGAGGAGGAGGCGGCGGCGGCGGAAGCUGCUACAACUGUGGGGAAGUAGGGCACUUUGCCAGGGAGUGUCCCGGGAAUGGUUGACUGAGGUAACGAUAACCCAGAUGGGUUAGGUCCAUAAAAAAAUCGUCUUGGCUUGGCGACUGUCUCUCUUUUGCUGGUGGGUGAGCUUGGUGAACUGUUUUUGGUACAUGGGACUUUUCAUGUUUUUGUCAUCUGUUUCUCUCUGUUAAUUUCGUGUGUUCCUGUGGGUCGGUUAACGCUUAACCCUCAAGAAGAUGUGUGAUUUUCUACUGGGUGAAUGCUGUUUCUCUUUCCAUGUUCUAGUUAUUGUGACCUGUUGUUGCCUUGCUGGAUUUGAGCCUUCCAUGGCUGGUUGGACUGGACUGUGAAUUUGCAGGGGAUGAAUCGUGAAUCUCUGUUCUGAUUUUACUCGAA
This is a messenger RNA of Syzygium oleosum, 1167 nucleotides long. RefSeq names its product glycine-rich protein 2-like. Gene Ontology annotation, molecular function: nucleic acid binding; zinc ion binding. The record is from RefSeq and is a predicted model, not a curated record. Bases 235 to 813 code for a protein of 192 amino acids. NCBI's taxonomy places the organism in Eukaryota, Viridiplantae, Streptophyta, Magnoliopsida, Myrtales, Myrtaceae. The transcript has a single exon.